GAAUGUGUCUGUUCAAAGCAAACAUUUAGAGAGAAGCGCCUUCACAGGUGGAGAGGUGAUAUAAGAGAGAUCUGCCGACCAGCGAAGAGUUGAGAAGACCGAGCGAAAAGAGCAUCAUGGACUUUUCUGCAACAGUUAUCCUGGCGGGGCUGAUCUUAGCCCUGCUGUGGUUGUUUAGGGUCAAAGACAGCCGAAAGUAUCUGUUGCCGCCAGGACCCUUUGCACUCCCUCUGAUAGGAAACUUGCCGCAACUGGACAAAAUGGCCCCUUUUAAAAGCAUUCUAAAGUUCAGUGAAACCUACGGCCCUGUGAUGACCGUCCACCUGGGCUGGCAGCGGGUGGUAUUCCUGGUGGGAUAUGAUGCAGUGAAGGAGGCUCUGGUGGACCAGGCAGACGACUUUACAGGCAGGGGGCCAAUGCCGUUUCUGAUAAAAGUGACCAAGGGCUACGGUUUGGCGAUCAGCAACGGGGAACGCUGGCGCCAACUGAGACGUUUCACACUGUCGACCCUGAGAGACUUUGGGAUGGGACGCAAGGGGAUGGAGGAGUGGAUCCAGGAGGAGAGCAGACACCUGAGGGCCCGCAUGGAGUCCUUCAAAGCCUCGCCCUUUAACCCCAGGUUCUUGGUGAGCCGUACUGUGUCCAAUGUGGUCUGCUGCCUGGUUUUUGGAGAACGCUUUGGUUACGAGGACAAGAAGUUCCUGCACCUCCUCAACACCAUAUCUGAGGUCUUAGAUUUCCUGAACAGUCCUGUUGGUCAGUUAUACAACAUCUUUCCUUGGCUCAUGGAGCAUCUGCCCGGCUCCCAGCACGCUUGUUUUGCUAAAGCUGAGAAGUUGAGAGAGUUCAUUAAGACAAAGAUCCAACAUCACAAAGAGACACUGGACCCCAGCUCCCCGAGGGACUUUAUUGACUGCUUUCUCAUCCGAAUCGAUCAGGAGAAGGACAAUGCCAAGACCGAGUUCCAUCAUGACAACUUGAUCUCCACAGUACUAAACCUCUUCUUUGCGGGAACGGAAACGACCAGCUCAACUAUUAGAUUUGCCCUGAGUGUCCUGAUUAAAUACCCGGACAUACAGGAAAAAAUGCAGAAGGAGAUUGACGGUGUGAUCGGACCAAGCUGUAUUCCCAGCAUGGAGAACAGGAAGUCCCUCCCCUUCACAGAUGCAGUUAUCCAUGAGGUGCAGCGCUUUCUGGACAUUGUCCCCUUCAGCCUCCCUCACUACGCUCUCCACGACAUCUCUUUUAGGGGUUAUACAAUUCCCAAGGAUACCAUGAUUGUUCCCAUGUUGCACUCUGUGCUGAAAGAGGAAAAUAAAUGGGCGACUCCCCAGUCCUUCAAUCCCCAGCACUUCCUGGACCAGAAUGAUAACUUCAAGAAAAAUCCUUCUUUCCUGCCCUUUGCUGCAGGGAAGAGAGCCUGUGUUGGCGAGUCUCUGGCUCGUAUGGAGCUUUUCAUUUUCCUGGUGUCGCUCCUGCAGAAUUUCACCUUUUCCUGCACCGAAGGCCCCGACAGUAUAAACCUCAUUCCAGAGUACAGCAGCUUCGCCAAUCUGCCGCGCACUUACCAAAUCAUCGCCACGCCGCGUUGAGACGAGGCGCUACCCUCUGGCCCUCUAUCGUCGCUUGAAACACCCUUCAGUCCUCCACACACACAGAACAUAAGUUGCUUGAUUGGCUUAGCAAUGUUUGCUGCAAAGGUUUGCUGUGGCUGGCAGGUCCGUCAAAAUGAUUAUGGACUCUCUUGUCUUGUGCUUUGCUUUAAUGUAUUUUAAUCAACUCCUUGUUCCUGUGUUGAUUGUGAACACACUUUCUUUGUUUUUGAGAAUUCAUAUAUAUAUAAUAAUAAUAAUAUAAUUUUAGAUAUUUUCUAAAAUUGUGUAUUUAAAUAUAACAUGAAUUUAAUUAAAUUUUGGAGAAAUCUGCUAUAAAAGAAAAUACAAAAACAGAUAAGUAUUAUAAUGAACUCUCAAACUGUGUAUUUGAGAUUUUUUAUUUCCACUAAUACUACAUAUUGUGAAGUUAAAAUCUCAAAAUCAAACAGCAGAUUUCUAAUGAUAAACUUAACAAGACAUACAUGACAAGUUAUAUAACGGUCUACAUACAAGGGCCAAACUGCUUAAAAACAAAUAUUUCAACAAAUUAAUGAAUAACGAAGAUCAUUAGCAAAAUACACUCCAUUUCAAGUAAUAUGUGCAAAUCCCUUCCAACUGGCCCAUGGGCCCAUGUACCUUUUGAUAGUUCCUUUUACCAUUUAAACCCCUUUUGGUUUUUUGCUUAUAAAAAUAAAAUACAAAGCGUAGCCACCAGAAGUAUGUCAAUUUUCGCAGUAUAAAUCAAUGCAAUGAAAGUACGAGGGUUGCUGUGAGUUGGGCUCAAGAACGCCCUCAAAUUGUUACAUUAUUGGUCUCUUUUGACCAUAAAAAACAUAAAACGAAAACACUGUUUUCUCAUUUUUCGUUUGAAACCAAAAGUGGUAAAGCGGUAGUGGGCGGGUGUUUUUCUUACCAAACCCUAACCCUACCAACCAAAAGACGAGACAAACUUUUACUUCCGUUAAACCCUUUUGGUGUUUUGCCCAUUAAACAAAAAACAAUGUGCUCACAAUCAUUUCAAGUCUGGGUGUGAGGGGGUGGGGGGGGCACGGACAUUACGGCCAUCGUUGGAAAUAUACAAGGGCAAUUUAUGAUAAUUAACGUUUGCCAGAGUGCAGUCAGUGAGAGAUGUUUCCUUUCUUCAUAAGUUACUACCAUCUUGUGGUCAACAACCAAUCUUCUAUUUGGGUAAAAUACAAUUGGUUGAGACUGCAGUUGACUCUGGGUUUCAAGAUUUAAUGUUUUGUUCUUUGGAUGGAGUAUGGAGUAAUCAGCUCAAUAACGGAGACAACUGUGAAUCAGAUGCAAAAAUGUUCAAGCUGUUUGACAUUGCUUCACAUAUUGCUUAUUACGAGAAACUACAAAGAAUUAAAAAUAAAGUUGAA
This is a messenger RNA of Pungitius pungitius (ninespine stickleback), 2980 nucleotides long. Its product is annotated as cytochrome P450 2F5. The transcript has 9 exons. Gene Ontology annotation, biological process: xenobiotic metabolic process. Gene Ontology annotation, cellular component: cytoplasm; intracellular membrane-bounded organelle. Gene Ontology annotation, molecular function: iron ion binding; heme binding; oxidoreductase activity, acting on paired donors, with incorporation or reduction of molecular oxygen, reduced flavin or flavoprotein as one donor, and incorporation of one atom of oxygen. The coding region runs from base 117 to 1592 and encodes 491 amino acids. The record is from RefSeq and is a predicted model, not a curated record. Lineage: Eukaryota; Metazoa; Chordata; Actinopteri; Perciformes; Gasterosteidae.